AUGAAAUCUAUAUUGAAUCCUGACAAAGAACUGAACGACGAAAGAUUCUGCGGAGACAAUGUCAUCCAAUUCUUUCUGUAUAUGCCAUUUGGUAUUGUGCUGGUGGUGUUCCGCUUGUUCCUGGCCCUGAUCCUGUGGAUAGCAUCUAUAAUAUUACCUGAUAAAUGGGCAAUCAGACAGAUGCUAUCAACUUUGGCGUGUUGGACAUUUGGUGUGUAUGUGAAGCUGAAAGGGACCCGAGAUCCGCGCUGUAGCGUCAUGAUCGCCAACUACGUGUCGUGUCUGGACUCCUUGGCCGCAGCACAUGUGCUUGGCACAAUCAGUUUGAGAAAAUGGAAAGUGCCACCGUUCUUCGCGUCAACCUUGGGAAUAAGAAAUGCGGCGCAGUUUAUUAGAAAACAGCAUUUCGGCGAGUGUCCAAGCAAGCCUAUACUCCUUCAGCCUGAAGGUGGACCCACUAACGGCAAAGCUCUGCUCAAAUUCACGGACUGGCCCUUCCCGCUCGGAAACAGAGUGCAGCCGGUCGCUAUCACGGUGGAGCGUCCCCUGACGCGUGUGACGGUACACGGUCCCGGCGACGCGCGCGACAAGUUCCCGUGGAGCGACGCGCUGUGGUUCCUGUGGGCGCCGCUCACCGCCUACACUGUGCGCCUGCUGCCGCCGCUCGAGCGACACGACGACGACGAGCCCGCGCUCGCUGCACGCGCCAGGGACGCGCUCGCCAACGCGCUGCAGAUUGAAAAGACAGAGUUCAAAUGGGAGGACCUGAACCGCGGCGCGGGAGUGACGCGCAGGCGCGAGCCGUCGCAGGACGCCAUGCGACUCGCACGACAGGUCAAGGAGGUGCUGCCUGCCGUGCCCAUCAAGGACAUACUCAAGGACUUGGCAACCACGCGCAGUGUUGACGUGACGAUCACCAAUUUCCUAGAAGGCAUCACGCCGUACAGGCCGGAGGUCCCGCCCCCCUCAGACCCGCAACCGAGCACAUCCCGUGCCCUCCCUGCCCCGCGCUACGUCACCCCCGUGCCCACAGGAGUCUUCCCCAAAACCGCCAAGGAACGACAGCUCAGUUUCCAAGAACGGAAGGCGCAAAUGAUCGCAGAAGCGAGACAGAGAUACAUAGAGAAGCACGGGCUAAAUGUAGCGCUCAAUUGUUGAGAAUUACAGUUAUUUAUGGAUAAUUUUGUUGUUUACGACUCGAAGGAGCGGUGACAGUUCGCCGCCAUCUUGGAAAGGAUAUUUUAGAAGACGCCAUUUUGGUUGCCCGGUUUACGCCAAAGAUUUUGGUCUUAUUGAUGCCAAAUUAAUGAAUACCUUCGUUGAACAACAAAUUAUCCACGAAAUCGGCGUAUGUGAUUUGAUAACGCUCGGUAGGGUGUUGUUAGUGCCUAAAUUAAAUUGCUACGAAUAGAUAGACGUAUCGACAUGGAUGUAGUGAGUCGGGGAACUGAUGCUUAUAAUUCGUAAGUUUCAGUCGUUUAUAGCGUCAUGUAGUGGAUUUUGUGUCGAUGGAAACCAGGGUUAUUCCGAUAGUCUAAAUCUGUAAUUCAAUAUUCGAUUUAAUGCAAACUAAGGGUCAAUAUAAGGAUUCUAUUUGAGUUUAAUGUUGGAUGGAUAUGGUAAAUAAUAUAACAAAUUGGUUAUUGAUGUUACUAUGUUUGAAAUUGGUCACUUCGCUUACAGCAUAGACUUUCGGUUUGUAUCCGUAGUAUCCAGGGUUUGCUGGUCACCAUAACUUUGCACGUAUUUGACUUAUUUUAUUCACAUAUUAAAAGGGACUACGAAUUCUAAGAUCAGUGUUGCCAACUUUGUAGAUUUUCAUAAAAUUCCUUCCAAUGUAUAAUAGCUGUCUCAGAUCGCUUUAGUUUUUAUAGUCCAGUUAUACUGUAAUUGUUAUCUUAUAUAGUAAGAAAAUUAAAUAUUAAAAUAUAUUGGCUAAAUUUUAAUUUUUAUAAAGUAUCACAGCUUUUUACACUUACCAUAGAGUUAUGUCAAUUUUAAAUGUUGCCCAACACAAUAUUAAUAGUAUAAUUAUAAUGCAUGUUUCAUUUAUUAGGAAUAUAAAUAAGUUCAUUUUAAUGUAUUGUUAAACGUGGGGAGUAUAUUAGAAUAAAUAUUUUAGUACCCAAGAUUAAUAAUAUGAUGUUCCUAAUCACUUUUGUCGAAUUUGAACCGCUUGUGUUUGUAAUUAAGAUUCGAGAGAUUUAACAUGUGAAGUUAGUAUUAUUCGGUACAUUUUUGGCGUCAGUCUAAAUAUCGGAGGCAUUUUACCAUAAGGUACAGUUUCACAUCAUAAAAGUUUUUCAUAUAUAACACGACCAAAUACAAAAGCCACAGUGUCGUACAUAAAUGAGUUUAUUAACUGAUACUACAUUAACAAAAUAAUUUUUACAAUAACAUUGUGAAACAGGCCUUUACCUAAAAAUAUUUAUAGACUUAAAAUAGAUACAAGUAGGGUAUUUGACUUUUUUUUUAGUUAUAACUUAUAAAAUAUAAACGUCGUAUAAAUUCUUAAACAGAAGAAAUCAUUGAAAUCCAGUAAAAAUAUACAAGUUAUAAGCCAUUGAAAUAGGGUAGGUAGGAGUGAGUGUCAAAAAACAGAAAAGGGACGAAAUACUUGCGUAUGACGUCAUCGAGAAUAACGAGGCGUGCGAAAGAAAGAGAUGGAGCGAUACCCCCACUUCGCGCCCUCUCCCGCAUGUAUUUGAAAUUUGAAUUACUGCCUCAUUUCCUAUCGAAUUUAAAUGCUGUUUUCACAAAGACUUAUUUUUUGUACGAAUUGCAGUUACAUAUAAAAAUGCACAAAAUCAAACAUAGUCAAAUACUCUAUUGCAGACACGUUGCAUGAAGUUAAGAUGUACUUCUGUAUCAAAAUGCGGUAUUAUGCCUCCAUUAUAGUGUUAAAAUAUUCACAAUGUCUGUUGCAUAUCUAGUCUUCAACAGAGGCUUGCGUUAUCGGAUUCAAUUUGGGAUUUGACUAGUCUAUCUACUUACACCUUUCAUGAGGUCUACUCGAUAUUUAGGGUUGCUUGAUUUGACAAAAAAAAUUUACUAAAGACUACAGAAAGAAGAAAUACAAUCAAUGAUACCAUAAAUUCCACAUGAUAAUUACUGGGUUUCAGUACAAAUGUUCUAAAAUUUAUUAAACCUCGCGCUGAUUUUAGCGUUUAGCAACCCUAUAACAAUAACUGCCGGAUUGUUACAAAUUAACUUAUAUAAUUUUACGAAUUGUUUCUAAUGUGUGGGUUUGUUUUAAUAUCUCGUCGAUAGGCUUACUCGAGCGUAAAAUGUUGUCAUAGUGACGUCAUCGAUUUAGAUACUUUACGCGCAAUAAUGGCUGAAGUUAGUCACGAGCAGUGUCGUGUAGAGAAUAAGUGUCAGGCGUUAGAAUAGGUUGACUAACUUCAGACUAUCAAAAUAUAACUGUGGGUAAUUUAUUAAUUAGAAAUUAGACUAGUAAAGAUAAUUUAUCAAAUUCUAAAAUUAAAAUCUUGAAUUAACAGUCACUUACGUUAAAAUGACAGACGUUAAGUGCCCAUAUAUCUUGGGUAUUCAGAAAACUUUGUACCUUCGAAGUUCAUGUGAUGUAUGUGAUUAACAUCGCUAGUAUAGCAAUAAAUGGCGUAUAGAAGCAUGUUAUUUUAUUAUAUUUUAGAUAUAGAAUGCAUGAUUGAAAAGAAAAAAAACUAUAUUAAAUGACGUAUAUUUUUAUGUCGGUUGUAUGGAUUUCAAUCACUUCGUUAUAUCGAGUUUGCACUGUUUCAUGAUAAAUAUUAUAGGUUAGGGUAUUGAGAGAAAUGGUGUAUUACAAUAUUACGUUACAUUUAACUGAUGUAGGGAAAAUUACUUUGGAUUGAAACUUGUUAAUUAUAAUCGAUAUAAAUGUUUAUGGUUAUUGUAUAUUUUGGCAAAAUUUUCAGAUAGAUAAUCGAUAUACUAAAAGCUUACUGAUAUAUAAAAUAAAAUAUUUAUCUGUAAAUUCUGCUAUAAUACAGUGUUAGUGCCACAGAAUCGAUUAAAAUAUCGAUAUAACAAAACAGAUUUUUCAGCCAAAAAUAUCGAUUUGAGGGGACCUUUUAUUCUACGUAUCCGAUUAAUUUUAUAGUUUAGAUCUCAUUGUACACCAAUACAGGACGUUUGAAACGGUCGCGCGGACGUAUUUACGUACAACAUAUGAUUGUGACAUUAGACGUAGAGUAUGGAGUAGACAUUUUGAAGAUUUGAUUUGAAAAUAUCAUCGAUACGUAUCACGCCUUGCAUUGAUACAUAUUAAUUUACCAAUAUAUAAAUAUACUACGUCCAUUUAAUUGUUGCUGGUCUGAAGUUAGUUACAAAUGACCGCGCAAUAGUUUUUAGAUAACAUUUACGAAAGAAAUACACAAUGGAUUGUGCUAUAUCUUCCAAAAUUUAGGAACUGUAAAGGAACAAAACUAAUUAAGGGCCAAUACAUGUCCAUUCUGUCUGUUAUGAUCAAGGCAGAAUUCAUUCGCUCAUACAAGCCUCUCAUACGGAUCAGAAUCCUAGAGCAAGAAACUUAUCGAUGGCAUGUCAACUUUACAGCAGUAUAGAAAUGCAUAGCUUAUUAAUAUUUUUUUGUUCUCCACGGAAGGGACGAAGAGGUACAGGAAAGUAUUUAGGUCAACUGUAAAUUUUUAUACAAAACAGAAUGAACUUUGCUACUUAAAAAGGAUGUCUACUCCAUAAUUAGAGUAAGUUCUUGUUGAUAGUGUACUGCCAAACGGCUUCCCGAACCGAGAUUGUUUAAAUUGAGUUUGUCAUAAGUGAUAAAAAUAAAGAUUUUGUUUCAA
Messenger RNA from Manduca sexta (tobacco hornworm), 4808 nucleotides. Its product is annotated as lipid droplet-regulating VLDL assembly factor AUP1. Gene Ontology annotation, cellular component: membrane. The record is from RefSeq and is a predicted model, not a curated record. Lineage: Eukaryota; Metazoa; Arthropoda; Insecta; Lepidoptera; Sphingidae. Gene Ontology annotation, molecular function: ubiquitin binding.